AUGAAGGGCAACAUGGCCGCUGUCGACCUGCUGUGUCGCUAUGACAGCACCGCCAAUUUACAGAACAAGCGCCACCGAACACCGAUCAUAGAAGCCCGCCGCCAUGGUCACCACGAUGUUGUGCAAUACCUGCUCCCUACGGAACACACUGAUGCUGCAUCCAAAGUGGACGAAAGUGGACAUACAAGCGUUCCUGCCACUGCUACCACUACCACCGCUACUGCUACUGCUACUCUCAUGGCAAGUAAUGCCCAAUCUUUUAGCUCUGUCUGCCCCAUUCUGCACGACAUGCUACUGCUACAAAUGCAUGCCACUGCGACCACUCCCCCACCUAUGCUAGUUCACAUUGUGACGUCC
This is a messenger RNA of Hydatigera taeniaeformis, 357 nucleotides long. NCBI's taxonomy places the organism in Eukaryota, Metazoa, Platyhelminthes, Cestoda, Cyclophyllidea, Taeniidae. The record is from the annotation of a GenBank genome assembly.